GCUGUGUGUGCGCUUUAGGCUCGAGGGGGAACGCGUAGCUGGGAGUGCAGCUGUGGGACUCGUCGGGGGACAGUUAGGGGUCAGUCGGAAAGGGUUUCACUCCUCCGCCAGCUUAAACAUCAUGGAGCUGUAUUUUGGAGAAUAUAAGCACGUGCAGCAGGAAUAUGGAGUACAUCUUAGGCUUGAAAGUGAUGAGACCAAGAAAUCAAGGCUUUCUCAGAAUGCCAAGACAGGAUCUUAUGGUGUCAGUAUUAGAGUACAAGGAAUUGAUGGCCACCCAUACAUUGUACUGAAUAAUACAGAGAGAUGUUUGUCAGGCGUUCCCUUUGCAGAAAAUGGGCCAUCGUUUACAUCUCCAGCAGUCAGUGACCUGCCUUUACAUUCCAACAUUGAUCCCAGACUGGAAGAGAAAGCCAGUGAAGAACUCCGGUUCCCAGAAAAUCCAUAUGCACAGCCUAUUACCUUUAGAAGUCUAAAGCCAGCCAGUCUUUAUGAAGGUAAAAACGGAUUUCUUGACCACAAAGAUAGUUCACUAAAAUCUUCCAACAUGUUGAACUUUCAGAGACACCCUGAACUUUUGCAGCCUUAUAAUCCUGAAAAGAAUGAGUUGAAUUUAGAGACUCACAGAUCUCCUGAGUGCAAUUGGACCAAAACACCUACAGAGGAAACUCGAAAUGAUAAACGUUCUCGAACUUGCUUUUCUAAACCUGCUACUUCUCAGCCAGCUAGUGUGCCUUCAGGAGAUAUGUCAAAAUGCAAUGUGACAGCCAUUCGUUUGUGCAGCUCUAUUGUGAUAGAUGAUCCCAAGAAGCAGGCAUCAGUGUGUCUGAAUGUUCAGAGCUGUGCCAACGAGGGGCUGCCAGCUGAAUCUCCUACUCCCAGCGAGAAACCCCUCAUUGCCAUUCACCCAGGUACUCAUCAGGAAAGCAAAAAAAGUAGGCCAGAUGUUCUCCCUUUUCGCCGACAAGAUUCUGCUGGGCCAGUAUUGGAUGGUUACAGGUCGCGGAGAUCCUCCUCUUCCUCAGCAACCCCCACUUCAGCCAACUCUUUGUACAAAUUUUUACUGGAUGACCAAGAUUAUGCCAUCCAUGCUGACAAUGUGAAUCGUCAUGAAAAUAGAAGAUAUAUUCCCUUCAUGCCAGGGACAGGCAGAGAUAUUGACACAGGAUCCAUUCCAGGUGUAGAUCAAUUAAUUGAAAAAUUUGAUCAGAAAGUUGGCUCUCAGAGAAGAGGGAGAUCUGGGAAACGGAACAGAAUUCAUCCAGAUGAUCGAAAGAGGUCUAGAAGUGUAGAUAGUGCCUUUCCUUUUGGUCUACAGGGAGACUCUGAGUACUUAGAUGAGUUUAGCCGAAACUUGGGUAAAUCAAAUGAACAUCUCCUCAGACCAUCUCAAGUUUGGCAGCAGAAGCCCCUGUCUCGAGAUCGCCGCCUGCCUUCUGGUGGGAAACAUACCAUGGUAGGGCAGACUUCUGGGAAACUGCAGGAACCAGGUCAGGAUGCUCUCGAUGGACAGCCCAGGCCUUCGCAGUUCAGUAAUGCAAGCAAAGGUUAUGAAAAUAAAGUUAACAAAGACAGUGGGAUGAAAAGACCUCCCACACUCUCAGCCCAGAAUAAAAAGGAGGAAGAAAUAAAAACAGCAACUGCCACUGUGUUGUUACAGAAUCAGGCUGUGGCCACAUCUCCUGAUUCAGGAACGAAGAAAAUUUCCAUCAAGACAGUAUCCUCUGCUACAAAUACUCAGGGUAAUCAAGAUUUUUCAGAUGAGAGGCACAAAGAGGCCACACCUGACCUGUUAAAAGGCCAGCAAGAGCUUGCUCAACAAACAAAUGAGGAGACGGCUAAGCAGAUCCUUUACAAUUACCUCAAAGAAGGGAGCACUGAUAAUGAUGAUGCCACUAAGAGAAAAGUAAACCUGGUCUUUGAGAAGAUUCAGACUUUAAAAUCCAGAGCAGCUGGAAGCGCACAAGGAAACAAUCGAGUUUCCGAUUCUUCAGCUGAAGUCAGAGAACUGCUGGAGCAGAGAAACAAACUGAACAGGGAGGUUUCAGAACUUCAGAAACAGCUCAAUCUAGAAAUUAGGAAUCAACAAAACAUCAAAGAAGAGCGAGACCGAAUGAAAGCCAACCUCGAAGAGCUUAGAAGCCAACAUGAGGAGAAGGAGAAGGUGACGUCGACGCUGCAGAAACGUUUGGAUGACAGUGAAAUGGAGCUCCGGAAAAAUCUAGAGGAGUUGUUUCAGGUGAAGAUGGAACGGGAGCAGCACCAGACAGAGAUCAGAGAUCUCCAGGACCAGCUCUCAGAAAUGCACGAUGAGUUGGAUAAUGCAAAACACUCAGAUGAUGGGGAGAAGGGAGCCCUAAUUGAGGAACUACUACAAACAAAGCGGGAUCUACAAGAUGUUUUGAUAGCCAAAGAGGAGCUAGAAGAUCUGCUAAGAAAGCGAGAGCGAGAACUUACUGCCUUGAAGGGAGCGUUAAAAGAAGAAGUAUCAAGUCAUGACCAGGAGAUGGAUAAACUCAAGGAGCAGUAUGAUGCAGAACUCCUGGCCCUGAGAGAGAGUGUAGAAGAAGCCACCAAGAAUGUUGCAGUCCUGGCCCAUCGGAGUAGCACUUCACAACUGACUCAGUUAGGAGCAGAAAACCAGGUGAAGGCUCUAGCCGAAGAAAGUGAGAAACUACAGGAAAAAAUCAAAGAACUGGAACUGAGCGUGACACAACUUCAGACGCAGGUCAAUGAGAUGAAAUUAGAUGAAGUCAAAAUGAAGGAAAAACUAAAGAAAUGUGAGGGAGAAAAGCAGCAGCUAGAAGAAGCCCUUUUACGUGCCAAAGACCAAGAAAAGGAAAUGCUGUCAGCAAAAAGGGUCCUGGAGAAUCAACUAGAGGACAUUCAGAGAAAUCUCAGCCGGGCCACACAGGAGCAGCAAAAUCUCUCUGAGAAGUUACAAGAUGAGACAGAUCAGAAGGAACAGUUGAAGAGGUUGAAGAAUGAAAUGGAGAAUGAGCGAUGGCAACUGGACAAGACCAUUGAGAAACUGCACAAGGAGAUGGCCGACAUUGUGGAGGUUUCACGGACAUCAACUCUGGAACUCCAGAACCAGCUGGAUGAAUACAAGGAGAAAAAUCGCCGGGAGCUUGCCGAAAUGCAGAGGCAAUUAAAAGAGAAAACCGUGGAAGCAGAAAAAUCCCGCCUGACAGCCAUAAAAAUGCAAGAUGAGAUGCGCCUGAUGGAGGAGGAGUUACGAGACUGCCAAAGAGCUCAAGAUGAAGCCCUCACAAAAAGAGAACUUCUGCAACAAACGUUGAAAGACCUCGAGUAUGAACUGGAGGCCAAGAGUCAUCUUAAGGAGGACCGCAGUAGACAAGUCAAGCAAAUGGAGGAUAAAAUUUCUCAGCUGGAGAUGGAACUAGAUGAAGAAAGGAACAAUUCUGAUUUGUUGUCUGAGAGGAUCACCCGGAGCAGGGAACAGAUUGAACAAAUGAGGAGUGAGUUGCUACAAGAGAGAGCUGUAAGGCAAGAUUUGGAGUGUGACAAGAUUUCCCUGGAGAGACAGAAUAAGGAUUUAAAGAGCCGGAUAGUUCACCUGGAAGGUUCAUAUAGAUCUAGUAAAGAAGGUCUAGUGGUGCAGAUGGAAGCCAGGAUCUCAGAGCUAGAAGACCGGCUGGAGAACGAAGAGAGGGACAGAGCUAAUCUUCAGCUGACCAAUCGAAGACUGGAAAGGAAAGUGAAGGAGUUGGUGAUGCAGGUAGAUGAUGAGCAUCUCUCUUUAACUGACCAAAAGGACCAGCUGAGCUUACGUUUAAAGGCAAUGAAGCGCCAGGUUGAGGAAGCAGAAGAAGAGAUUGACAGGCUGGAAAGUUCAAAAAAGAAGCUUCAGAGAGAGCUGGAAGAGCAGAUGGAUGUGAAUGAGCAGCUACAGGGGCAGCUCAGCAACAUGAAAAAGGACUUAAGACACAAGAAGAUGCCAAGUAAAGUGCUGGAUGAUCUCGAUGAUGAUGAUGAUGACGACUUCAGUACUGAUGGGGGUAGUCUAUAUGAAGCACCCAUGGGAUAUCCAUUCUCAAAGGAAAAUGACCCCACUAAAUUUGCUUCUGCUUCCCUCAGUGUUUGAGCAGCACAUCAUCUAAACAAGCCACCAAAGUGUAGUUGACCAGAGCCAGAUGCAUAAAAGGGUCCAUCUGGAGUGGAGACCUUCCCCCUUUAUUCACAACAUGUGCCAUUUCCUCAAGUAUUAUAAGCCUCACUUUGGGUAGCCAGGCUGCAGAGCAGCUCUCACAUCCAAGGCAGGUAGUUCCUGUGUUAUAAAACAUUUAGAAACCUGAUAGAUAGGGCUUACCACUGGUUAUUUACCCUUUGAGCACCAGCUCAUAUGGUAAAAAAAUCAAGGUGGUUAAAAAAUCAAAAACAACAUCAAAUGAGGCCACGAUCCAUGUGAAUUAUUUGCCCCUAGUCAGCACCAUUUGAUUGUGUUCACUGCCCAACCUGAUGAUUCCAAAUGACAGGAUAUAGGGCCUAGUUUCUAUUUAAAUAAUGAUAUAUCUCCUAGAAUCUGAUGAUCCCACAUGCCAGGGUAUAGGUAUAAGUUAUAUUUAAUAACUCUAAGUUGGGGAAAUCUGAUGUAUAGGUUGUAAAUAUGUUAAACUAGACCUCGCUGACUUCUCUAGUUCCAUUUUGGAAAGCUACAGAAGUUUUAUAGGUCAGCUUCAUAUGUAAAGUAUACAAAUCUAUAUUAAGUAUUAUAUCUUUUUAAAUAAGAAACUACUAGAUUUUAAGUAUUAAGAUUGAUUAAUGACCAUUCUGAAAAUCAAUAUAAAAAGGAGAUGGCUGAGUCUUGAAGGAAUUUAAGUAAUAAUAGCCAUGUUCUUUGAAAAAGCCAUUUUUUUUAAUAAAGGGGAGGUAGUCAGAGAGUCAGUGGUGGUUGUUUUUCCCCCUCUACCUGCAGAUCAAACUGUUUCAUUCUUUAUCUCUGGAUUGAUUUUCAUUCUUACAUGUAAAAUGUACAUUUUACAUUUAGUGACAAGCUGAGAUAUGUCACCACCACUUUCAAGCUUUCUGGGGUGGGGUGGGGGGGAGGAUUUGUCUUCCAACUUUAGCUCUCUGACAGUCAGCAGUAGGUGACAGCUGCUGCAUACAGUAUAAGCAACCUUGCCACUGAUGAAAGCCUCCUCUACCCCAGCCUUCAUUGCUUGUUCUCCCAGGCUCCUAAAUGGGAUAAUGCCAAGAGAUGGUGAAAUGGUGAGAGGUCAUGACUGAAACAAGAAUUCAGAGUGUUGAAGACAACAGGAGAGAGCUAGGAAGAUCAUGGGAGUAAGAGAGAGCAUUGGAUAUAGGAUGAGAGGAGUAAGGAAAAAUGGAACCAGGGAGGAAUAAGAAAAUAAAAGAGUCCUAAGUUAGAAAGGAUGAGUAGGUAGAACAUGGACUGAGGAGGAUCUAAGGUCUCGGUACAUUUAAGUACAUUUAAGAAGGUGGGCAGAUGGAAAUAGUGCCAUGAAAAAAGCAGGAGCUACUGAAGAAGUCCCUUAAUUUCUGAAAACUAUGCCUUUGGGUGGCAUAGGGAGCUUAGUCCUUCUUCUCUCUUGACACCACUAAAGCCCUGAAGGUGGUGAUUAGAAAAGAGCAUGUGAGAAAUAGGUAGGUAGCUUACUAGGAAUCCAGGAGCUGGGCCUCAUGGGCUGUGGUAGGAUGGAGAUAAAAGGCAUGGCUGGCCAUUGCCAUUCCCUCUCUUGAAAGUUGUCACAGGUUAUACAGCAUACUUAGUGUUUCCUAUUAAUCACUUCCCUUAAGUCCAGGAUGGGUCUUUGCCAUGUAAUGUGUUGGUCAUGGCUGGUACAUGGCAUAUAUCCUCUGGCCUGAUAUGACACCAGGGCCAUCAGGGAACCCCAAAGUGGACAAAGUAGCCUUCAGCCCAGGAAGAAAACAUUAAGAGCCUUGGAUGUAGUGAAAGAGUGAGAGCUAAUGGGACUUGGUCACUGCAACUGUUUUCACAGGUUGCCAUGUGCCAUAUUGGAUGGUAGGAGUAGGGCUUAGGUAAUGGACAAGAGAGCCCACAUCACUAAGGGGGACAGGAAAUCCCAGUGGAGUCAUCCUUCUGUCUCCUUCUAAUUCCCCAAUCGUGGAGUUUCCUAGAACUCUCAGAGACAUGCCAGUUCCUGGAUCUCUCUAGGAAGUAUGAGUGAUUUGGAUCAACACCCUCUCCCCAUUCUCUCCCGUCUGUCUUAAGAAUCCGAUGGUCAAGGGAUGACAGCCAGGGUCCACAAUCACACUUUGGUCCCAGUUUUGGAGGCUUAUUCCAACUUUCUUUCCCCUUGAUUGUGUUAUAUAAAGGCAGGACUGGAAUUUUUCCUUCUCUGCGGAUUGGGGAUCUCGGGAGCCCCGCCCUAGACCUCUUCAGCCUCUCUGGGGCCCCUUACAAUCGUGUGAUGACUCGGGGACGCAAGUGCCGUGACCGUGUUCUGGGCAGCUGUCUAGAUUUAGUGUUCACUUUUUCCAGUAGGAGUUUGCAGUAAGUGCUCCUCAGUCUGACCUUCACCAUCCUGCUGUUUUCAUCAUUAGCACGGUAACCAUCCUGCCUGACUGAAACUGUCUUAUCCCACCAAUAGCUAAAUGACUGGUGAGUUAGGUCUAUUAACUCAGCAACUUCUUUUAUGGAAGAAGAAUGUCGUGAGUUCAGCCAAGCAGGACUACUAAGAGAAGGGGGCGAGAGGGACGGCUCUCUCUUGAAAACAAAUGCAGCGACCAGCCUGGGUUAUAAGAAAGGAAGCUUUGAAAGUAUUUCAUGAUAAUAUUUUAACAAUUCCUAUUUUGUUUAUAAAUUUAAUUUCCAUACUACCUGGAUUUGAAUAUAAUUGGUGAUUAACUCGCAUAUAUGCACCAGAUAGAUUUUUGGGCCCAUUUCUGCCACUGGUUAGUGGCUAUGUGACAUUGGGCAAGUCACAUAUUCACCUUGAGGAAAGUGAAUUAGAUGAUCUAUAAGGUCGUUUCCAACUUUAGAAUUCCAUGAUUCUUUCAUUCUCUUAUAUAUAUGAAUACUUUCCCCACUUAUCUCUUUAAUGACUAACCCAAAGAACCUUCUCACUAAUGUUUUCUAUAGCUCUGUGAAAAACACAUUUUUGUUUUUUUUUUAAAAGAAGGCAGUUGGACCAAAUGCACAACGCUGUGACGACAAUCAUCAGAAAAUUGUAUUUUUUUGUGAUUUUUAAUUACUUUGCAUUUAUGAAUACCUUUUUACGACGCCGGUAGACGUGUGUUCAGCUCAGUUUUCUACUUGGCCAUAGUUUAGUUGCUGCUAUUUAUCACCGGGAAGAUAUAUUUUCGUCGCAGCUACCUCUGUGUACAUGAAACUGUAAACACCAAGGUCACUUUUCAAUAAACAACGUCCAUCAACCUCAA
Messenger RNA from Vombatus ursinus (common wombat), 7386 nucleotides. RefSeq names its product cingulin like 1 (gene CGNL1). Gene Ontology annotation, cellular component: myosin complex. The record is from RefSeq and is a predicted model, not a curated record. The transcript is spliced from 20 exons. The coding region runs from base 122 to 4108 and encodes 1328 amino acids. Lineage: Eukaryota; Metazoa; Chordata; Mammalia; Diprotodontia; Vombatidae.